Molecule: messenger RNA, 417 nt
Organism: Fraxinus pennsylvanica
Lineage: Eukaryota; Viridiplantae; Streptophyta; Magnoliopsida; Lamiales; Oleaceae
Source: the annotation of a GenBank genome assembly
AUGUCGCCAAGGAAUAAGUUUAGUAACUCUAGUUCUGAAGAUAUGAUAGAUGAAAAGAAGAGGAAGAGAAUGAUCUCAAACCGUGAAUCAGCUAAACGAUCAAGGAUGAAGCGGGAGCAGCAUGUUAAAGACCUGAACGAUCAGAUCAUGUAUUUCAUGAACAAACACAGUGAAAUGAUUCAUAAGAUCAACGAAAUUACACCACUUUACGAGAGCACUGAAUCAGAGAACAGAAUAUUGAGAUUGCAGCGCGAAGACCUGAGAAAAAGGCUAGAGUCUUUGGACAUAGUUUCUAGAUAUAUGCGUGAGGCAAAUGAGUCCUCGAUGGGGAUUUUGCAAGAUCCCUUGUUUAAACCACGGAAGCCUCAUUUCCAGUCUCAGCCUACAAUGACCUCUGCUGGGAUUUUCCAGAUUUAA